This is a messenger RNA of Lepus europaeus (European hare), 1666 nucleotides long. RefSeq names its product ETS variant transcription factor 2 (gene ETV2). Gene Ontology annotation, biological process: regulation of transcription by RNA polymerase II; cell differentiation. Gene Ontology annotation, cellular component: nucleus. Gene Ontology annotation, molecular function: sequence-specific DNA binding; DNA-binding transcription factor activity, RNA polymerase II-specific. The record is from RefSeq and is a predicted model, not a curated record. The transcript has 6 exons. NCBI's taxonomy places the organism in Eukaryota, Metazoa, Chordata, Mammalia, Lagomorpha, Leporidae. Bases 1 to 945 code for a protein of 314 amino acids.
AUGGACUUGUGGAACUGGGAUGACGCAUCACCGCAGGAAGUGCCCCCCGCGACCAAGCUGUCCGGGCUGGACGGAGCCGAAUUUAGUCUUUAUUUCCCUGAGCUGGCGCUCCCAGGGGACACACCAACAGUGGAGCCGAGCUGGACAGGGUUCCCAGGGCCGGACUGGAGCCCCGCGGUACCGCCUCCCGACGCUUCCUGGGGCGCUGACCGGACAGAGUCGCCGUGCGCCGCCUCGGACCCUUGGAGCCGCUUCGCCCAGGCCCUGGGCCCCGCCCCCUGGGCUGGGUCCGCAGGGGCGGCUGGCCAGAACUGUGCCCCCUCGGCGGGGGAGGCCACCUCGUGGUCGCACACCCAGGCCGCCCGGAGCACCACCAGCUGGGACUGUCCGGCGGGCUCCGACGGCGCCAGCUACUGGGGCAACGGCCUGGGCGGGGAGCCGGGCGCCGACUGCACCGUGUCGUGGGGCGGGCCCGCGGGCUCGGACUGUACGCCCUCCUGGAACCCGGGGCUGCGCACGGACUGCGCCACCUCUUCGGGGUACCAGAGUUCAGCCAGCGCCUCUCCGUCCAAACCGAGCCAGCAGCCGGACCGCGCCACUUUGGCUCGUUUCCCCAAAACCAACCACCGAGGUCCCAUUCAGCUGUGGCAGUUCCUCCUGGAGCUGCUCCACGACCGGGCGCGUAGCAGCUGCAUCCGCUGGACGGGCAACAGCCGCGAGUUCCAGCUGUGCGACCCCAAAGAGGUGGCGCGGCUGUGGGGCGAGCGCAAGAGGAAGCCGGGCAUGAAUUACGAGAAGCUGAGCCGCGGCCUGCGCUACUACUACCGCCGGGACAUCGUGCGCAAGAGCGGCGGGCGCAAGUACACGUACCGCUUCGGGGGCUGCGUGCCCGGCCUCGCCUGCGUGGCCUGUGCGGGCGACGGGCAGCCGGCAGAGACCCCGUGAGCGCAGCCUCCCACGCGCGUGCUCGUGCGUCUUCCCCGCCGGCGCCCUGCGUGUGCGCCCCGACACGCGCGGACACCCUCAGCGCUCUCACGGAAUCCCUUGGCCAGUGCCUUCCCCUCUCCCCCAGGGGCCCUCCCCUCGGGGGCGCCUAAGCCCCGCCCGUCGCUGCCAGUCUCGGGUGCCCGGGCCCCGCCUCGCCGUCCCCCGAGUUAGUUCGGGCGGUGCGGAGACGCCCACUUCCUGGGCUGGGAGACCCAGACCCUCCGGGAGCUCGCCGUGUGCCCAGCCUGAGGGGAGACGUGGGAAGAACCAACGCCAGUGCCCACGGGGCCCGCGCUAAACCUACGCACCUGCAUCCCAUAGGGGCACCGGUUCGAGUCCCGGCUGCCCCACUUCAAUCCAGCUCCCUGCUAAUAAGCCUGGGGAAGCAACAGAAGCUGGGCCAAGUGCUUGGGCCCCUGCACAGCUGUGGAAGACCCGGAAGAAGCUCCUGGCUGGACUUCGACCUGGCCCAGCCCAGCCCAUUGCGGCCAUUUGGAGAGUGAACUAGCGGAUGGAAGAUCUGUCCAUCUCCACUCUCUCUCUGUACUGUGCCUUUCAAAUAUAUACUAAUCCUUUUGAAAAUAGAAAUGUAUGAUUUUACCCAUUUUUAAUAUUUUGGUCUAGCAACUUGUGAUACAUAGAUGACAAUCUUGUUUUUCAAAUGUGUGUACAGGUUUUU